Messenger RNA from Alternaria ventricosa, 1410 nucleotides. RefSeq lists its product as uncharacterized. NCBI's taxonomy places the organism in Eukaryota, Fungi, Ascomycota, Dothideomycetes, Pleosporales, Pleosporaceae. Bases 1 to 1410 code for a protein of 469 amino acids. Gene Ontology annotation, molecular function: ATP hydrolysis activity; ATP binding. Gene Ontology annotation, biological process: cellular response to heat. The record is from RefSeq and is a predicted model, not a curated record. The transcript has 3 exons. Gene Ontology annotation, cellular component: cytoplasm.
AUGUGUGUGUACUACAUGGCUCUCAAAGACAAAUACCAUCUACCGGAUGCUUCACGAAACUCCCCUGGUAUGACAGUGGAUGCCGAGCUCCUGGAAGCCAGAGGAUCUGCACUGUUCAAUGCGAUCCAAUUGUGUACGGCAAUCUCACACGGCUGCACCGCUGAUUCGGUGAGGAAAUAUCUGGAGCACUAUCGCAACGACAAGGAGGAAGUCCAGGAAAUAGUCGAUCAGGCUACGCCCGUCCUCUACUACGCCAUUGGAAGGAACUCGCCUGAGCUGGUCAACGUCCUUCUAGAUUAUGGUUUCAAUCCAGAGGGUUGCACUGACGCGACGCACUUCAUUCCGGCGCUUGCUUUUGCGGUCAUCCAUGGUCAUAUCUACCUACAUGAUACGACCACGAUCGUAAAGCUAUUACUUGCGGGUGGCGCUGAUCCCAAGACAAUUCCUCAGGACAUGUGGCAGAACUACCUGCGGAAACCUCCGGAGACCUGGUCAUCUCAGGAAAACGAAAAGGCUUCGCCCCUUACGUGGUGCGACCCGUCUACCCGAGCCAUUCUGGCACGCGGCCUCAAUCUCACCCAGCGUUAUUAUCUUCACCGAGCCAGUUUGAUCCAGCCAUUCGAAGUCAGAGAAUUACAAGCCGCCAAACUCUUACAGGUGCAUGGUCUUCUAAAGCUCCCCUAUCAUAUCGUCGGCCAACUUCCUGUGCUUCACGACUUGCAGCAGCGGAUAUUCAACCAGAUAGCCGCAAACCAAGAUGGUCCAAAGCCUUUCGUUAUGGUGUUUGCUGGCCCUCCAGGACACGGGAAGACUGAGCUCGCUGACAGGUUGGGAGAUCUGCUACGUGUCAAAUCCGAAACGAUCUCAUGUUCGCAAAUGCACUCCGACAUUGAGCUCCUGGGCUCGAAAGAAGCCUAUCAACGCUCAUCGCAGGGCUCCAGGCUCAAUAAUCUCCUGUCAGAUAACACUGGCAAAUGUACGGUGGUCUUCCUCGAUGAGUUCGAUAAGACGUCGCAAGAAGUCUGUGACGCGAUUCUAGACACUACGGAAGACCGAAAGAACAAUCGUAAGGUCGACUGUUGCAAGACUAUCUGGGUACUAGCGAGCAACUUGGGUCAAGCGGAGAUCAAGUCGUACUACGAACGAAAACUCAAGCACCUGACAGACGAGGAGAAGCAGGGCGCCAAUCUAGCGCCCCUCGUGCGCAAUCUCAAGGAUAUCUUCGAAGGCCGCUGGGGAGACGCAUUCGCAUCUCGCAUCAACAGAAUCGUCCCGUUCUUCCCCUUCUCGCAUGGUGAGGCAGCCGUCGUAACGCACAAAUUUCUCCUCGACGACGCGGCGAAGGUUCGCAAGAAUAUUGAUCUGCGCCCAGAAGUCCUACGGCACAUGGGCCACUGCCACAUCAGCUAA